AUGCUGCUCGGGGCUCCGGCGCUCAAGCAGAUUCGAACGUUUCUCAAGCUGGAGAUCCUUGAUGUGGAGAUAUCACAAGCUAAGUCGACUAUAUUCAAAACUGUACAGCGAGAAGUGUACAGAGAGGAAUUUGAGAGUCUGACCAAGUUUGGUAAAGUCUCGCAGCAUAGCACACUUCUGAGACUUGAUUCCUUUGUGGACGAGGAAGGUCUGUUAAGAGUUGGGGGUCGCAUUCACUGUGCUGACAUCUCGGAUCCAGAGAAGCAUCCCUUGAUAGUCCCUCCCAACCAUCACGUGACUGGUCUUUUAAUUCAGCAUUAUCACGAUCAAGUGGCUCAUCAAGGCCGUCAUUUUACUGAGGGUGCUAUACGGUGUGCUGGAUUGUGGAUCGUCAGUGGCAAAAGACUUGUUUCAAAUAUCAUCCACAAAUGUGUGCUAUGCAAGAAGCUGAGAGGUAGAAUGGAGAGUCAGAAGAUGUCAGCUUUGCCCUCAGAUCGAGUUUCUGUAGAUCCACCUUUCACACACACAGGUCUUGAUGUUUUCGGACCAUUCACUGUGGUAACACGCAAGACAAGAGUGCAUAACACUGAGAACAAGCGAUGGACUGUCAUUUUUAGUUGCUUGAGUACCAGAGCAGUUCACUUGGAAGUUGUGGAGUCCUUAUCAGCAUCAAGCUUUAUUUGUGCUUUGCGUCGCUUCUUGGCCGUCAGAGGACCAGUGAAGCACUUUCGUUCUGACAGGGGGACGAAUUUUAUUGGAGCAGUCAAAGAACUCCAAAUCAAUAGUAACGACUCAGAGUUGAAAGGCUUCUUGCAGAAUCAAGGCUGCACGUGGACAUUUAAUGCUCCACAUUCCUCCCAUAUGGGAGGAGUGUGGGAAAGAAUGAUCGGGAUUGCCAGACGUAUUCUGGAGGCUCUCUUGAUGAAAACUCCCACAAGACUCACGCAUGAGGUCUUAACAACUUUAAUGGCAGAAGUCAUGGCCAUUAUGAAUUCCCGACCCUUAACCCCAAUUUCAACAGAUGCAAGCAUGCCCCAAGUGCUCUCACCAGCAAUGCUCUUAACUCAGAAGGCGAGUGUUGCUCCAGCCUCCAGCUCCAAUUUCGAGUUGGAUCACCUGCACAAAAAUCAAUGGCGUCAAGUCCAGAUGUUGGCGGAUUCAUUCUGGAAGCGAUGGAGGCAGGAGUACUUGUCUACCUUGCAACCCAGAAGGAAAUGGACAGAGGAGAGAGAUAGUAUUCAGGAAGGAGAAGUAGUUCUGUUGAAAGAUGGGGAGGCUAAGUGCAGUGAGUGGCCAAUUGGUCUCAUAACAAAGACUGUAGCCUCAUCUGAUGGGAAAAUUUGUAAGGUUAUGGUGAAGACGGCUAAGCAAGGGGUUUGUCAGAGAGUACUUAAGACCUAUAUGUGA
Messenger RNA from Sinocyclocheilus rhinocerous, 1407 nucleotides. RefSeq lists its product as uncharacterized. NCBI's taxonomy places the organism in Eukaryota, Metazoa, Chordata, Actinopteri, Cypriniformes, Cyprinidae. Bases 1 to 1407 code for a protein of 468 amino acids. The transcript is spliced from 3 exons. Gene Ontology annotation, biological process: DNA integration. Gene Ontology annotation, molecular function: nucleic acid binding. The record is from RefSeq and is a predicted model, not a curated record.